AUCGCCCGAAGCUGCAGCUGCUAGGCUAGUUUUCUAACUCUGCCGAGGAAGUAAGUACACCGGAAGUGCAAACGCUUCAAAGUCACGCAACGACAGUAGACAGUAGGUACUCGGCCUUGCAAAAUGGUGGUGAGACCGACGAGAGCGCAGAGACACCGCCACGGCAGGGAGGUGACGCGGCUCGCGGCACGUGUCGCGCACCGGGACACCAUUAAGAACCGAGUGCACGCCGCAAGCGAAACCGAACUGCAGGAGAUCAAUGAAGAGAACAAGAAGCACUUUGAAGAGGCGAAAAAGCGGCGGAAGCAGAUAAACGAAGGCAACUGGAAGUUGUUUGUGCUGCACCUAGGAGCCAUGUCGCUGUACCUGCUGCGGUGCUUCUCCUGCUAUGUUUUCGGCGAUGAUCCUAACCUCCUUCCGCUGGCGAAAGUUCUCACCGCGGACGCAUUUCACACGCACUUGCACGGGCUCGGCUACCAAGCACUCUGGCGCGUGUGCGGAACUCUGGGGUACUUCCCGUGGAAGCGCUCGGCCAUGCGGUACAUCUUCGAGUUGGAGUGCUGGGCGGCCUCAUACGGACUCUUUCUUUCGGGAGUCUGGCACAAUGCGUUAGCCCUGGUGGUGGCGUCCGACGCAGACUUCGCGGCGAUCAAUGUCGCUGCGCCAUCUGCAGCGUCGUGGCACAACGUGAUUGUCGCACUCGUCAGCAUUUUGCUGUCGCAUUCGCUCUAUGUGUGCGCAAAUGUGUGCGCCGGCGUGAAUCCGUUUGAUCAUCUAAUAAGCUGUUUCACGACGGCGUCGCCCACGAGAUUCGAUGAGUUCUGUCCGGGAGACUCAGUGCUUUACAAGGCGUACUACGUCGACGUAAGUCCGUUUCCCGUUUUUUCCUUGGAAAAAGAUGGCGACGGACACGCACGUGUCAUCUCUGCCCCAGUGCGCGUCGACGCGGCCGGCGAUUCGAAGAACGAAGGUGAUGGCGCAGCAGUCGACGUGAACUAGAAGAGCACCCGGUCGACCUUUUAACGAUGCGACCUUGUGCUAAAAAAAUAACGGUGCCCGUGUCGGUCUCACGAAGACAAUAACCACUAAAGGCCUGCUUCUUCUGAGGGCUAGUAUGCUUCAAUGAAAUGAAAUUGAAAACUGUUUCUGCUAUCGGUACUGAUUAGUGAUAAUGAAUGUGCAAAUAUGUCCGCCGUAUGACUAUGAUCUUGACCUCGUUUUUGUUGAUAAGCAUCCAAAGACACUUCCACUUGAGACUUUUUCCAAUUCUUGCAUAGAUGAAUAUGUACACCACAGGUUGACUCAAAAUAUAAUUGCACAGACAGAGCAUUGUGGACUAUUCGUAUUGUUGAGAUUAUCCAGGACUUCUUUCAUUCGUAGAAAUUAAAAGAAAAUCACGCUCGUGGCCCGAGGAGUUUCUUUCCGUGCAUACAAAAGAAAAAUGACGUCCUAGCUACUCACCGUGCAUUUCGCAUUAUUCGUGCAGACGAGUAUCUGAACAACGUAGAACUCUAUCGUAACGGGUAUGAAUAACACGAAAAGAAACGACAAAAGUAGCAACAUCACUUGAAAAAUCCGUACAACUACAUCGCAU
Molecule: messenger RNA, 1594 nt
Organism: Amoebophrya sp. A120
Lineage: Eukaryota; Dinophyceae; Syndiniales; Amoebophryaceae
Source: the annotation of a GenBank genome assembly